This is a messenger RNA of Diatraea saccharalis (sugarcane borer), 2041 nucleotides long. The record is from the annotation of a GenBank genome assembly. NCBI's taxonomy places the organism in Eukaryota, Metazoa, Arthropoda, Insecta, Lepidoptera, Crambidae.
AUGUCAGCUGUCAUUUACGCACGCUCGCGCACGUCACGGUUUUCGUAAAAUAGAAAUCGUGAGAAUUUUCUAAUAUUUACUGUUGAACACGAUUUACUUUGAUCGUUAAACUAUGUUGAUAUAAUACUAUCUUGUUUUGUCUUGUAAUAGUGUGUAGUGUUUAAUUUACAAUGGCUAACAAUCGUAUUCCUUCUGGCCCCAACACUCCUGGUAGCCAACAAACGCCUACACAGCAAGGGAUUAAAAUAUUUAUACAAAGGGACUAUUCUGACGGGACAGCAGUGAAGUUCCAGACAAGAUUCCCUCCAGAAUUGGAGGACAGAAUUGACCGACAGACUUUUGAGUACACAAUGGAACGGCUAAAUGAGCAUUUUGAGAUGGCAGAAUCAGCUGACUGUAGCACAUACUGUGAGGGAUGCCUUGCUUGUCUGACUGCUUACUUUAUAUAUAUCUGUACAGAGACACACUACGAAAAGCACCUCAGAAAAGUAUCGAAAUUCAUAACGACGCAGAACGAACGUAUCUACAAUCCAAGAGGUAUUCACAUAACAGACCCUAUUCUCAGAGGGUUAAGGGUCAUUGAAAUUACCGUUAUUGACGUACCAAAUUGCCAGAGUCCAACUGGCAACUCUACAAACACUAUGAGACAUACCUGACCACCCCAUGAUAGCAGGGAGUUCUUCAUGUAACAAUCACGUUAUUGGUUUUAAAAACCAUAAAGAUAAUAGAUUAAUAAAUGUGGUGAUAACCACUAAAUGAAGUAAUGAACUGUGUGGAGUGUUUAAGACUAGUCUAUGGCAAGUGAGUGAACAUUUUAGACAGAGUUAAUUAUCUUUAGAUAGAACACGUUUUGAAAGUAGGAAUUUGUGUCAGAAAAGGAAGGGUGAUACAGUGAGUGAGAUAGCGUUUCCAUAGUACACUCUGUAAAAUUUGUUUUGUCUGUUAUUUAAUUUAUUAUGUCAAUUUAAAAGGUUUUAGCAAGAUAUAAUAUAUAUGAAACUGUCUCUGUUUAUAUGUAAAUGUAUUAAUGAAAUGCCAUUUUGAAUAACUUUUGUAGUUAUUUGACGAAACGAAAAAAUUGAUAGUUGUUUAUAAUUUGAGAAAAGUGUAAUAAUUAAUUAUAAUUACAAUAAAAGUAACCAACCUAAAUGUAAGUUUUGUAACUGUUUUAAAGUAUUCGGAGUAGUUUUUGAUACGAUUUUAUUUAUUUAUCAUAUGAACAUUUUUUUAGAGAGAUGUAGCAUCAAUCAAUGUGAUUUAAGAUUUUGGUCAAAUAAUAUUAAGCUGUAUUUUGACUAUCAACAAAAUGUAUUUUAUUUCACACUUAAGAUUCAUUGUAGUUUUAGUAUAACUUGACUGAUUUUAAGUUAUAUGAAAAGAACUCCCUUAGCCAAAAUUUUCUUCCAAGCUCAGAAGAAUUAUUAUGUAGCAUUUAGACUUAAGCGGUUUUGGUAUAACUACCACUGUGAUUCAUGGAAUUUAUGAUUUCGGGUAAACCUUUACAUUAAUUCAAUAACGAUAUCGAAAAUCAACCUUACACCUUUACUAUUCAGCUCAAAUUUACAUAACAAUUUAAUGUGGAAAUAAGCAUAGGCCGCUUCUGGGCUAUAUUUAGCUGGAUGUAAGAUUGAUAUUUCAACAUUAUAGAUUUGCCCCAUUCCCGGUCACCGGUCAGUCGUAUUAUUAACCAAAAAAAAAUUGUUUUAAUUUUAAUAACUUUAGAUAUUUGAUUGUUUCAAAUUACAUUUUCAAUUAUUUUAGUUCUGAAUUGCGUAAUUUUCUAAAAUUAUUUUUAAUUAAUUUGUUUUUAUUUUUUGCAAUCACAAAACAUAAAAUGUUAUUCUUCAUACAUUCUUCAAAGUACAGUCAACAGCACGUCAGACUAUUACGAAACUACCAAACUACACUUUAUUUUAGUUAAUGCAUUGAAGCGUUCAAAAUCAAUUGAAGAAAUUUGACUUUUUGUGAUAGCCUAGCGUGCAGCCAUCUACACAUGACUUAUUAAUUACAUGACCUCAUUACUUCAUUAGUUUUGACGGUC